Corticium candelabrum is the source of this 2058-nucleotide messenger RNA. RefSeq lists its product as uncharacterized. The transcript has a single exon. Lineage: Eukaryota; Metazoa; Porifera; Homoscleromorpha; Homosclerophorida; Plakinidae. The coding region runs from base 48 to 1862 and encodes 604 amino acids. The record is from RefSeq and is a predicted model, not a curated record.
UUGAUGCUAACUGGGAUAAAGAAGACUUCUGUUGCUUGAAAAUUGACAUGACUAAUGCUUUUAAUGAGUGCUCCAGACCAGCCUUUCUUUCACGUUUGCGGAGAGAAUUUCCAGAAUUAUUUGCAUGGGCUCAGUGGUCCUACCACGUACCUAGUGAGAUGCGUUACGGUAGGCAUCAAAUCUUAUCUACAGCUGGUGUCCAACAGGGAGAUCCCUUGAGCCCUCUUCUGUUCUCACUUGUGAUUCUGGAAUUAUUGGAUUCUAUUGGCGCUAUUUCGAACCUACACCUUCAAAUUUGGUAUUUGGAUGAUGGGACAUUUUUCGGCUCGAGAGAGUCUGUAUCUUCUUUAUUACAAAGUGUUUCGGAAAAGGGUCCCAGUUAUGGCUUACAUGUCAACUUAAAUAAAUGUGAACUAUACUGGCCGUCUGGAGACCAAGCUUUUCCCUUGUUUCCCAGUCAAGUCAGACGUUUGUCAGAAGGGGUUGAGUUGCUAGGAUCACCAGUCCAUGGCUCUGUAGACUUUUUCAGAUCAUCUAUAUCCAAACGUGUUGAUAAAGUCUUGGAGUCUCAAACGCUUCUGAGUAACCUUGAGGAUCCACAAGUUGAAUUGCAUUUGCUACGGAGCUGUCAGAGUAUCUGUAAAAUCAAUCAUUUGUUACGUACUGUGACUCCUGCUUUGUUGACAGACCAAUUACGCCGUUUCGAUGUCGGCUUACGUCGAUCUUUGGAAAUCAUCUGUCGAUCCUCCAUUACAGACACAGCAUGGUUGCAGGCUACACUACCUGUACGACUUGGGGGUCUCGGUUUGAGAGAAGCAGUCAAGUCUGCACCAGCUGCAUACGUGGGGAGUUGUAAUUCCACAAAAUUGUUAGUCCAAGAUUUCCUUAGGAAAGCUUGUAAUUCUCUGGCCUCAACAAACGUACACGUUCCGACUUCACUGCUAUUGGAAGAAUCUGAAAGUUAUCUUCAGAGUUGUUCCUUUCUGAAAAACGAACACAGUCAUUUGCUUCUAGAUUUCAACAACUCGACUCAACGACAAAUUCAAUCAAAACUCGAUGCUGAUUUAUUCAAUUGUUUAUUGAACAAUGCCAGCUUGAGAGACAGAGCUCGUUUAAAUUCCAUCAGUACACCCCAUGCGGGAGCGUGGUUGAGGGCAAUACCAAACCCUAAUCUCGGCCUUUCCAUGCUUUCUCAUGAGUUUGUCAUUUCUAUACGGCUCUGGUUAGGGAUUAAGAUGUUUCCCUCUCCUCCAACUUCGAUCCUGUGCACUUGUCGUCAACACAUCGAUCCUUUUGGAGAUCACCUCAUCAGCUGUGGUACAGGUCCAGAACGCACCAGAAGACACAACGCAUUGGCAGAAGUCAUUUUCCAGGCGUUAUUAGUUGAGAAUAAAGACGUGGUAAAGGAAGUGAGAUGCAGUGGUAGUGACGAAAGUCGUCCAGGUGAUGUUUUUCAUCCUGACUUUUUAGAGGGCAAACCAGCUUAUUUCGACAUAACAGUCAGAAACUCAUUGCAGCCAUUGUACGUGACAAAAGCAGCAGUAAGGGCUGGGGCAGCAGCUGAAGCAGGUGAAGAACAGAAGGACACACGUCACGAAGCAAACGUUCUGGCAACAGGUGGUCUUUUUUACCCCUUGGUAUUGGAAACAUUGGGUUUCUGGUCUCCGUUCAGCAUUAAAACGUUAAAAGCUAUUGCAUCUAAAACUUCAGCUGUCAGCGGAAUUCGAUUCCAUCAAGCUUUCCAGAAUUUGACGCAACAACUUUCGGUACAGUUGUGGAAAUACAAUGCAAGGAUGUUGUUCAGAAGAAUUCAACUUGAAGUACAGGACAUUGAUAGUUGGGAUAUACCCACCGUAGCGUAGUGUAGAAUUUGGUAGUUAGUUCUGUUUAAAUGUAAAAGUAAAAAAAAAAAAAAAUAAAAAAAAAAAAAAAAAUAUAUAUAUAUAUAUAUAUAUAUAACUAAGUCUGUUUGCUCUCUUUCAGGAAAAUGUCCUAAUGAUUGCUCUAAUCGAGGACGAUGCAGCAAUAGAUCAUGCAUUUGUAUUGACAGCUGGAUGG